Ostertagia ostertagi is the source of this 537-nucleotide messenger RNA. The record is from the annotation of a GenBank genome assembly. Lineage: Eukaryota; Metazoa; Nematoda; Chromadorea; Rhabditida; Trichostrongylidae.
AUGCCGGCGUACCACUCGAAAAUUGAACCGGAGCUGUUAAUUGCAAAUAUGGCUCUUCUACCAUUGCGAACAAACUUCAAAGGACCAGCACCUAGAACUGACGCUGAGGACAUCAUCGAUGAAGCCCUCAUGUACUUUAAGCCUAAUAUUUUCUUUCGCGAGUUCGAAAUCAAAGGUCCUUCCGAUAGAACUCUGAUAUAUCUCACGUUGUACAUCACGGAAUGUCUGCGAAAACUGCAACGGAGUCCAAAUAAAAUCUCUGGUCAAAAAGAUCUAGCUGCGCUUGCCCUCAGUCACCAGCUUCCUAUACCUGGAGAAGCUGAUUUUCCUUUGAAUAACAUGUACAAGGCACCUGCGAACAAGCAGGAAGAAGAAACGAUGCGGGCCUACCUACAGCAAAUGAGACAAGAACUUGGCGCAAGACUUUGCGAACUUGCAUUCCCUGAUCCUUCUACAAAACCAAGCAAGUGGUGGUUAUCAUUCUCCCGCAAGCGCUUUAUGGACAAAGGACUCGUUAGUCAAGGUGUUAUUCUAUAA